GGUGGUCGUUGGCUGCGCAUGCGCGCUGCUGCCCGGUACGUGGCCGGCGGGCGGGCUCGUUCCCCCCGCAGCAGUCAUGGUGGCGGCCGCGGAGGGCCCGUCCGUGCUUUUCCUGCACCCGGACCUGGGGUUAGGCGGGGCGGAGCGGCUGGUGGUGGACGCGGCGCUGGCGCUGCAGGCGCGGGGCUGCCGGGUUCAGAUCUGGACGGCGCACUACGACACCGAGCGGUGCUUCGCGGAGACGCGGGGGCUGUCGGUGCGGCGGGCCGGCGGGUGGCUGCCGCGCAGCCUGUGGGGCCGCGGGCACGCGGUGUGCGCCGCCCUGCGUAUGGCUUUCGUGGCCCUGUACGUCCUGCUGCUCAGCGGCGAGCAGGUGGACGUCUUCGUCUGCGACCAGGUGUCUGCUUGCAUACCUGUACUUAGACUGGCCAGAACCCGUAAGAAGGUUUUGUUUUACUGUCACUUCCCUGACCAGCUUCUGACCAAGAGAGAAUCUCUGCUAAAGCGCAUCUACAGAUUACCGCUCGACUGGCUGGAAGAGCACACAACUGGCAUGGCAGACUGUAUUGUUGUGAACAGCAGAUUCACCGCCAGUGUGUUCAAGGACACGUUUAAGUCCUUAUCUCACAUAAACCCGGAUGUCCUCUACCCGUCACUCAAUAUCGGGAGCUUUGAAACAGUAGUUCCUGUGGGCAUAGCUGACCUGGUACCCGAAAAGAAAAAGUUCUUGUUUCUUUCCAUUAAUAGAUAUGAGAGAAAAAAGAAUCUAGCACUGGCUCUUGAAGCUUUGCAUGAGCUUCGAGGAAGACUUGAUUCUCAUGAGUGGAAUAAAGUUCACCUGGUUAUGGCAGGAGGUUAUGAUAAGCGAGUUCUGGAAAACGUGGAGCACUAUGAAGAGCUGAGGAGACUUGCAGCCAAGCUUAGUGUUAAUGACCAUGUCACUUUUCUGAGAUCGUUCACAGAUGAACAGAAAAUCUCUCUUCUUAGUAACUCUGUAUGUGUGCUUUACACACCAAGCAAUGAACAUUUUGGCAUUGUUCCUCUGGAGGCAAUGUAUAUGAGAUGUCCAGUUAUAGCAGUUAAUUCAGGCGGUCCUUUAGAAUCAAUCUUGCAUAAUGUUACAGGAUUUUUGUGUGAUCCUCUGCCAACACAAUUCUCUGAGGCCAUGGAAAAAAUUGUGAGAGAUCCUCUCUUAAAGGACACAAUGGGAGCAGCUGGAAGAGCCAGAGUUAUGGAAAAAUUUUCCUCAGAAACAUUCACAGAACAGCUGUACCAAUACAUAUGCAGAUUAACACAAUAAAAUUAUAUUCCCAUAGUAUACUU
Messenger RNA from Grus americana (Whooping crane), 1323 nucleotides. RefSeq names its product ALG2 alpha-1,3/1,6-mannosyltransferase (gene ALG2). The record is from RefSeq and is a predicted model, not a curated record. Lineage: Eukaryota; Metazoa; Chordata; Aves; Gruiformes; Gruidae. Bases 77 to 1300 code for a protein of 407 amino acids. The transcript is spliced from 2 exons. Gene Ontology annotation, molecular function: GDP-Man:Man(1)GlcNAc(2)-PP-Dol alpha-1,3-mannosyltransferase activity; alpha-1,3-mannosyltransferase activity.